UUACGUAUAAAAAAGGAUCGACUCAUUUGGAAUAUCGAGACUUCCAUCGAUAUCUUCAACGGAUCAACAUGGCUUUUAAGUUCGUCAUUUUCGCUGCCGUUUUAGCCUAUGCUAAUGCUGGCAAUUUGAUCGAUGCACCAAUUGGCGCCUCUCUGGCUUAUGCUGCUCCAGCUGCUAUUGCUGCCCCAGUAGUAGCUAAAGUAGCUGCACCAGUAGCUGUUGCAAGGGCUGAACCCUAUGACCCAAACCCACAAUACCAAUUCGGUUACGAUGUCCAAGACGCUUUGACUGGUGACUCCAAGAGCCAAGUUGAAUCUCGCAGCGGAGAUGUUGUCCAAGGUCAAUACUCCUUGAACGACGCUGAUGGUACCAGACGUAUUGUUGACUACACUGCCGACCCAAUCAACGGUUUCAACGCUGUCGUCCGCAAAGAACCUCUGCUAGCUAAAACCGUAGUUGCUGCUCCAGCUGUUGCUGCUGUGCGUACCGCCCCAGUUGUAGCUGCUGCUCCCUUGAUCCGUUCAGCUCCUUUGAUCGCUCAGCAAGCCCUCUCUGCUCCCUUGAUCCGCUCUGCUCCUCUUUUGGCUCAACCAGCUUACGCUAGUUCAUUGAUCCGUUCUGCGCCACUUCUUUCCCAAACAGCCUAUGCUGCCCCCCAUCUAGGAGCACCUCUUCUGAGAUCAGCACCUAUCUUAUCUGCUGCACCCGCCUUAGGAUACUCCGCAGCUUAUGGUAAAAUUGCUGCUCCUCUUGGAUAUUCCACUCUCCUUCAUUGAGGAAGUUUAUGCAAAUAUAAAAGUUUAUUUAUGUAUUAAAGUUUAUGUAUGUA
Harmonia axyridis is the source of this 829-nucleotide messenger RNA. RefSeq names its product larval cuticle protein A3A-like. The transcript is spliced from 2 exons. Gene Ontology annotation, cellular component: extracellular matrix. The record is from RefSeq and is a predicted model, not a curated record. Bases 69 to 776 code for a protein of 235 amino acids. NCBI's taxonomy places the organism in Eukaryota, Metazoa, Arthropoda, Insecta, Coleoptera, Coccinellidae.